AUGAACAAAUUACAGGAGGGGAGCAGUGACUGGUUCUACAGAGCAAGUCUGUCGAGUGGGAGACCAUCUACAUCCCCUACAGGGAGUGUCACACAACAGUCAAGCAUGUCCCAGACAUCUAUCAACCUCUCUACUUCUCCUACACCUGCACAGUUAAUAAGCCGUUCCCAGGCUUCCAGUACUACCAGCAGCAGUAUUACCCAACAGACUAUGUUAUUAGGGAGUACCUCUCCUACCUUAACAGCAAGCCAAGCUCAAAUGUAUCUACGAGCUCAAAUGCUGAUUUUCACACCUGCUACUACUGUGGCUGCUGUACCGUCUGACAUUCCUGUUGUCUCGUCGUCAUCGUCAUCCUCCUGUCAGUCGGCAGCUACUCAGGUUCAGAAUUUAACAUUACGCAGCCAGAAGUUGGGUGUAUUAUCUAGUUCUCAGAAUGGUCCACCAAAAAACAGUAGUCAAGCUCAGUCAUUGACCAUUUGUCAUAAUAAAACGACAGUAACCAGUUCUAAAACCAGUCAACGAGAUGCUUCUCCAGAAAGUCAUAAGAAAGGAGAGAGCCCGAGUUUGGAAUCUCGAAGUACAGCAGUUACACGGACAUCAAGCAUCCACCAAUUAAUAGCCCCAGCUUCAUAUUCUCCAAUUCAGCCUCAUUCUCUAAUAAAACAUCAGCAGAUUCCUCUUCAUUCACCACCUUCCAAGGUGUCCCAUCAUCAGCUGAUACUGCAGCAGCAGCAGCAGCAAGUCCAGCCACUGACCCUUCAGAGCCCAAGCCAAGACCCCCCAGCUUCCCAGCACUGCGUCCCCAUCCAAAGCCAUGGUCUUCCCGUGGCACCAAGCAGCUCCCAGGCCCCUCACUGCUCGCCCCUCCAGAGCCACCCACCGCCUCUCACGGCCUCUCCCCCCCAGGCCCAGGCGGCACAGCAGUCGGUCGUGGUGUCCCCCCCGCCACCCCACUCUCCCAGCCCAUCUCCCGCCAUCAUUCUCCAUCCACAGGCACUCAUUCAGCCCCAUCCUCUGGUGUCCUCAGCCCUGCAGCAGCAGCCCCCGGCUCAGGGCCAGCCGGCCGCCCAGCCUCUGACUCUUCCAUCUCACCUCCCGCUUCCGGCGUCCCCCGUCGUGCACCUGGGGGCUGUCCAGCAGCCCUCCCUGGUGUCUCCGGGGCCGCAGAUGGUGUCUCCUGCCGCGCACCAGCCCUACUCCGCCCUGCAGUCUCCUCCAAUCCCCCUCGCGCCUCCCCCACAGCUGUCCCCAUCUCCUCCGGCCCAGGUCCCGGCGCUGCCCCUGCAGUCUGUGCAGCCCUUACAAGUGCAGCCUGACCUCCUGUCCCAGGGCCAGAUGCUGGUGCAGAACGCUCUGGUGUCUGAAGAGGAGCUCCCCGCCGCCGAGGCCCUGGUCCAGCUGCCCUUCCAGGCGCUGCCCCCGCCCCAGACCGUCGCUGUCAACCUUCAGGUGCAGCCGUCGGUCCCGGGAGAGCCGCCAGUGGUUUACCAAGUAGAGGAUGUGUGUGAGGAAGAAAUGCCAGAAGAAUCAGAUGAAUGUAUCCGUAUGGACAGAACCCCACCACCCCCUACUCUUUCUCCAGCAGCUAUAACUAUAGGCAGAGGAGAGGAUUUGUCUUCUGAACAUCCUUUAUUAGACCAAGUAGAGCUCCCUGCCAUGGCCUCAGUCAGCGCCUCUGUGAUUAAGUCUCCGACAGACCCUCCUCACGCCUCUGUCCCUCCUCCUCCGCUGCUGCUUCCGGCCGCUGCCACGAGGACUAACAGCACAUCUCUGCCCAGCAGUGUGCCCAACGUGGAGAACAAGCCUCCACAGGCUAUUGUUAAGCCACAGAUCCUGACCCAUGUUAUUGAGGGCUUUGUGAUUCAAGAGGGCUUGGAGCCAUUCCCUGUAAGUCGUUCAUCUCUGUUGGUAGAACAGCCUGUGAAAAAAAGGCCCCUUUUGGAUAGCCCAGUCCUGAGCAGCAUAUGUGUCCAAACAGAGCUCCAGAGCACUACAAAGCAUGCUGAUAAUUCGUCAGAUACCGAGAUGGAAGAGAUAGCCCCUGAAGAGGGAUUAGAGGAAAUGGACAGUGAGUUGCUCAAGUGUGAAUUUUGUGGGAAGAUGGGAUAUGCUAAUGAGUUCCUACGUUCAAAACGAUUCUGCACUAUGUCAUGUGCCAAAAGGUACAAUGUUAGCUGUUCCAAGAAGUUUACCCUUAGUCGUUGGAAUCGGAAGCCUGAUAACCAGAGUGUUGGGCAUCGUGGCCGUCGUCCAAGUGGCCCUGACGGGGCUCCACGAGAACAUUUUCCUAGGCAGCUUCCAAUUACUUAUCCAUCUGCAGAAGAAGGCUUGGCUCCUCACGAAGAGCCUGUGCCAACUGCUAUGACCACUCGCCUGCGCAGGCAGAGUGAGCGGGAGAGAGAGCGCGAGCUCCGGGAGGGCCGGCUCCGCAAGAUGCCCGACAGCAGUGACUUGCUCCCAGCGGUGCAGACAGAGCCAUCCAUAUGGACAGUCGAUGAAGUGUGGGCCUUCAUCCACUCUCUGCCUGGUUGUCAAGAUAUUGCCGAUGAAUUCAGAGCACAGGAGAUUGAUGGUCAAGCACUUCUCUUAUUAAAAGAGGACCACCUUAUGAGUGCAAUGAAUAUCAAGCUGGGCCCUGCCUUGAAAAUCUGUGCACGGAUCAAUUCACUGAAAGAAUCCUAACAGGAAUGUACAGGAACCCACCAAAGCUUCCAAUAAGGCAACAUUCCUGAAAAAAAUCUUAUAGCUUGCUGAAGUGCAGAUCCCACUGAAGGAACUGUGAGCUAAAGAAUGGAGCAAAGAAAAGGAGUCCACACAGACAUUCUCUGCUACAGUAUAGAAUAUAUUGGGGAAGACACAUGGAUGUUUUGUCACUAGAAUGAAUCCUUUUAAAGUAAUUUCAUGAUUGAAGUAAGUCCUCUUCAAAUUCCCUUCCUACUUGCUUCUCUUGUACCUGAUUUAGAAGGUUUGCCUCAAAGGAGAGUUUCAGUUUAUAGAAGAACUUGACUGCAGAGACAAUAGAAGUAUAAAAAAAUGGUGUAAUAGGACAUUCAUUCUGAGUUUUCCAGACUUGCUGAACAUGUCUUUGAGAGAGCUAUUUUAUUUUCCAGAGGAUUAUUGUCUAACAGGGAUAGAACACUCUAAUGGAAGUCAGGAGACUUGAUUUCUGUUCUUGACUCCACCUUUGACAUACUCUGAAUGAGAAGAGCCAUUUCUCCCUAGUGUUCUCUAAGCAGAAUGGGGCUAAGAUACUUGCCCUCAACUAAAGAGAUGUUUUGAAAGCACAGGAAAGAUAGCAUGUAGAAUGUGCUUUAAAUUGCUCAGAAAAAAAAAAAAAGCCACCAACUAAAUUCAAGACAGUUAUAUUAGUUACAUAUAGAAAAACUCUGUAUAGAAUUUUUUUACAUUUUAUACAUAGUAGAAAAUGGAAGUUUCCCAUUCUGUUCUGUUAAAAAUAGAGCUGUUGACAGACCAUUGGAACAGCACUCAGAGAACCCUGGGUUUUAUGCAUUUCUCUGUGCCCUGAUGAAGGUGUAACGUUCUUAAGCUUUAUGAACUGGUGUACAAGCUCUGCCAGGCAGGCAGUCAGGGACCAUUGUGGCUGAGGGUUCUCAUUGCCUUUGGGAUGAUGUUUUUAGCAUAGCACCCUGUUGGUUCUGGGAAGAAUGGAACUUAAGUCUUCUUUAGUAGUUGACCAAACAUUUGCUAGGUU
This is a messenger RNA of Gracilinanus agilis (Agile Gracile Mouse Opossum), 3712 nucleotides long. RefSeq names its product polyhomeotic homolog 3 (gene PHC3). Gene Ontology annotation, cellular component: nucleus; PRC1 complex. NCBI's taxonomy places the organism in Eukaryota, Metazoa, Chordata, Mammalia, Didelphimorphia, Didelphidae. The transcript is spliced from 14 exons. Bases 1 to 2682 code for a protein of 893 amino acids. The record is from RefSeq and is a predicted model, not a curated record. Gene Ontology annotation, molecular function: protein binding; zinc ion binding.